AUGUCUCCCAAAUACCGAUUUUCUCAUCCUGGCCGUGGCCUGGAGAAAGCUCCUCUUUCUCAGAACCUGAUAGCCCAGGGACAGGCUGAGUCAGAACGGCGGCCAUUCUUUUCUCUCCCCUUAACAGAUGGCGGUUCCUUUCUUGGAUCAACUGCAUCCGGCGUCGCAGAUUGCCUAGUUAGUCUCUCGUCGUGCCAGCCAUCAACAAGUCCGGAAACUCCUCUAGAAUACGACGCGGUUAUGACCACGGUCUCCGCUACACCAUCAGUCCUCCCUGAAUCCAGACAAUACGUUGAGAACGGAUCGUAUGCAGGAGUCAGUAGGGCAACCGACCUGGGCCAAGCCAACUUGGCUUUCAACGAUGGAUUCCCUUCACAGCCUGCAAAUUGGCUGUCGGACGACAACACGCAAUCGUCACAAUUCAUGCAAAGCUACCCGGCCAUGCAGCCAACACUCACGACCUCAGCAGGUCCUGUGGAAGACCCGCGGCUUGCGAAGACACAGCCAAAUACUCAUUUUGAGACCAUGUAUUACCCGAACGAACAAAUACCGCCAAAUAGCUAUUCAAAACCGGAAGCCAGUGACGUGGCUCAAUUGAGUUCCAUCCCGCCGACUACACUCUCUGUUUCAAUGGCCCCAGCUCCAGCGCCUCAGAUUCAAAACUUUCUUGGGGAAGUGCCUGCUGGCAAUCGUUUCUCUCCGAGACCACUCACAGUCACAGCGGAGACACAGUAUACGAUGCCAUCGCCUAUUUUGAUACCUGCAGCAGUACCGUUUGAUGUGUCCAACAUCGCUCCUGCACAACAAGCACCUCUGGCAGUACCCCUGCCUUCGACCUCGACAACAAUUGGUAUGCCGCAAUCAGUUGCAGUGGUGCCAUAUCCGAAUAAUGCGGCUCCGCACUACACAGCUCCCAUGCUGAAUACUGUCAUUAAGCACCACAGUCACCGCCGUGACAGCAGCCAUGUUGCAACGACACCCUGUGUGACUGAAUCUACCUUUGAUAUGCCGAUCCAACGACAUCCAAGACCACCAGCUGCUAGACGUGGGCCAUUCAAGGACCAGACUGAGCGCCAGAAAACUGCACAGACGAGGAAGGAUGGCUGUUGCAUAAGGUGCCGUAUGCAGCGUAUUAGGUGCAAUGCUGAAGAGGGCAAUCCAAAGGGAGUGUGUCUUGGCUGUAAGAACUCACUGGGCCGUACGUGGCGGUUGCCUUGUCUACGAUUGAAGGUCACUGAUGUGAUCCUUUCCAAAACGACACAGGUAAAAGGCCACGAGUGGACACUUCGCUGGAAAGAGAAUACGGUUCUUGAUGAUGUUGGUCACUGGGCCUCGUCCGAGGUGAGGAUUCUUCGCAUCUCAGAAGGCUACACGAAUGAGUUUGUCGAACUUCGGGUUCGCAAAUUUGUUCCGCAAGACGGCGACAGUCUCGAGCGUUCCUGGGUGACACCCAAAGGGGAGACGCGGUCGGUACAGAUUCCACCAUAUGCUGUCAUCGAACCCGAGGCUAUUGCACCGCAGUACAGCGCCUACAUCAAGAGAGGUUUGGUUGCAUGUUGCAGCAAAGUCCUAGCGGACCAUAAGGACUCGGUGCUUUGGCCGACCUACUGGAUCGCGGUUAAGCUGACUCACGCAAAGAAUCACUUGUCGGAAGACGAGAACAAGCUUCUCGCCAAGACGCUGGAGUUGUGGAUGACAGUGCGCUUAACAACACGUUCCUUCGAGAUUGUCGGCGAAGAAACUCUUGGUAUGCCAAUGAACAUACUCGACGAGACGAGUCCGUCUCAUGGAAAGAUCCCGAUUCCGCCCGUCAUGGGAGCGCAGCUCGACUCCGUUCUUAUCCACGAAAUUCAAAACAGCUUGAGACACGACGUCCUCGGUGCUCUUCAAGAUAUGUUCCACAACAACAAGAUCAAUACUUGGUUUACAACAUACCUGGUUACAUUCAUGCUGUUGCACAACGCUUCCCUUGUUAUUAAGCACGAUGCGAGCUAUGCGAGGAAGCACGGGCUGAAGAGGCGCUUCGCACGCGAGGACAAGGUUAAGCAGUACUACACGGGAGCCAUCACGCUUCUUGCAUACUUCCACUAUUGCAACAAAGGUGCCUUUCCGUUCACCGAGACUGCUCGUGAACAAGACAUACGCAACCUUGCCAACCUCGACCAAAGUGCCAUGGGGAUAGUACGGCAUACCCGGAUGUAUGCCAUCGAUCAGAAAGCGAAGUGGCAGGCGGUCCUGGAUACAAACGACUACGAAAACGAAUUCUACUUUAUCAGCCAACUCUACGAAGUCAACUGGCAGCCCAGGACAAUGGUCAUCUAG
Messenger RNA from Sporothrix schenckii 1099-18, 2322 nucleotides. RefSeq lists its product as uncharacterized. The record is from RefSeq and is a predicted model, not a curated record. The transcript has 6 exons. NCBI's taxonomy places the organism in Eukaryota, Fungi, Ascomycota, Sordariomycetes, Ophiostomatales, Ophiostomataceae. The coding region runs from base 1 to 2322 and encodes 773 amino acids.